Messenger RNA from Symphalangus syndactylus (siamang), 3259 nucleotides. It is a transcript of the gene SLC22A2, whose product is annotated as solute carrier family 22 member 2. NCBI's taxonomy places the organism in Eukaryota, Metazoa, Chordata, Mammalia, Primates, Hylobatidae. Gene Ontology annotation, molecular function: transmembrane transporter activity. The record is from RefSeq and is a predicted model, not a curated record. Gene Ontology annotation, cellular component: membrane. Gene Ontology annotation, biological process: transmembrane transport.
CACCUGCCUGCAUUUACACUUGACCUGUCUGCGACGUGAACACUUCACUCUUUCCCUCCAGAUGGGUUAAGGGCAAGGACACUUCAGGGUUGAAACGCAGGAAUACCAGAUUGGAGCAAACACUUUUAAAAAGCAGAGUUAUAAAAUCUGGACAACAUCAAAACAAGCAGCACCAGCAUGCAUCCCGACGGCUCUUGUUGUUGGUUGGAGAAUGAGCCCAGCAGUCAGGCUUGCAACCCACUUCGAAUCUGGACCAGGGUUCUGACCCAGAUCCUGGUUCACAUCACGCUGGGCCUUGUGGCCAAACACGUGUGUUUUCUCCGUAGCGCCUUGAAGAAAAGCUGGCGGUGCGCAUGAGAUAGGAGUACAUUAAGCUCCUGGCUGCUCGGGGCACUACGGGAAGAUUACUGGGCUGUGAUAUGGGCCAGCACUCAGAUUCCCUGCGGUGGGACACAGAGGGCGGGUUGUUUGUGCUGCUGGCGUGCAGCACCGACAAGCCUGUGGAGAACCUGUUACAAUAAACACGACAGGCAUCCUGGGAGUGAGCUCAGGGCAUUUGGGAAGUGCAGAAGGACACGCACCCCCGCUGGAGGGGUGCACCUUUGAAGUCAGCUGGACCAAGGAAAGGCCUGCCCUGAAGGCUGGUCACUUGCAGAGGUAAACUCCCCUCUUUGACUUCUGGCCAGGGUUUGUGCUGAGCUGGUUGCAGCCGCUCUCAGCCUCGCUCCGGGCAGGUCGGGCAGCCUCGGGCCCGCCUGCCUGCAGGAUCAUGCCCACCACCAUGGACGAUGUCCUGGAGCAUGGAGGGGAGUUUCACUUUUUCCAGAAGCAAAUGUUUUUCCUCUUGGCUCUGCUCUCGGCUGCCUUCACGCCCAUCUACGUGGGCAUCGUCUUCCUGGGCUUCACCCCUGACCACCGUUGCCGGAGCCCCGGAGUGGCCGAGCUGAGUCUGCGCUGCGGCUGGAGUCCUGCAGAGGAACUGAACUACACGGUGCCGGGCCCAGGACCUGGGGGCGAGGCCUCCCCAAGACAGUGUAGGCGCUAUGAGGUGGACUGGAACCAGAGCGCCUUCGGCUGCGUGGACCCCCUGGCCAGCCUGGACACCGACAGGAGCCGCCUGCCACUGGGCCCCUGCCAGGACGGCUGGGUGUACCAGACGCCUGGCUCCUCCAUCGUCACCGAGUUUAACCUGGUAUGUGCCAACUCCUGGAUGUUGGACCUAUUCCAGUCAUCAGUGAAUGUAGGAUUCUUUAUUGGCUCUAUGAGUAUCGGCUACAUAGCAGACAGGUUUGGCCGUAAGCUCUGCCUCCUAACUACAGUCCUCAUAAAUGCUUCAGCUGGAGUUCUCAUGGCCGUUUCCCCAACCUAUACAUGGAUGUUAAUUUUUCGCUUAAUCCAAGGACUGGUCAGCAAAGCAAGCUGGUUAAUAGGCUACAUCCUGAUUACAGAAUUUGUUGGGCGGAGCUAUCGGAGAACAGUGGGGAUUUGUUACCAAAUUGCCUAUACAGUUGGGCUGCUGGUGCUAGCUGGGGUGGCUUAUGCACUUCCUCACUGGAGGUGGUUGCAGUUCACAGUUACUCUGCCCAACUUCUUCUUCUUGCUCUAUUACUGGUGCAUACCUGAGUCUCCCAGGUGGCUGAUCUCCCAGAAUAAGAAUGCUGAAGCCGUGAGAAUCAUUAAGCACAUCGCAAAGAAAAAUGGAAAAUCUCUACCUGCCUCCCUUCAGCGCCUGAGACUUGAAGAGGAAACUGGCAAGAAAUUGAAUCCUUCAUUUCUUGACUUGGUCAGAACUCCUCAGAUAAGGAAACAUACUGUGAUAUUGAUGUACAACUGGUUCACGGGCUCUGUGCUCUACCAGGGCCUCAUCAUGCACAUGGGCCUUGCAGGGGACAAUAUCUACCUGGAUUUCUUCUACUCUGCCCUGGUUGAAUUCCCAGCUGCCUUCAUGAUCAUCAUCACCAUCGACCGCAUCGGCCGCCGUUACCCUUGGGCUGCAUCAAAUAUGGUUGCAGGGGCAGCCUGUCUGGCCUCAGUUUUUAUCCCUGGUGAUCUACAAUGGCUAAAAAUUAUUAUCUCAUGCUUGGGAAGAAUGGGGAUCACAAUGGCCUAUGAGAUGGUCUGCCUGGUCAAUGCUGAGCUGUACCCCACAUUCAUUAGGAAUCUUGGCGUCCACAUCUGUUCCUCGAUGUGUGACAUUGGUGGCAUCAUCACGCCAUUCCUGGUCUACCGGCUCACUGACAUCUGGCUUGAGCUCCCACUGAUGGUUUUUGGCGUGCUUGGCUUGGUUGCUGGAGGUCUGGUGCUGUUGCUUCCAGAAACUAAAGGGAAGGCUUUGCCUGAGACCAUUGAGGAAGCCGAAAAUAUGCAAAGACCAAGAAAAAAUAAAGAAAACAUAAUUUACCUCCAAGUUCAGAAACUAGACAUUCCAUUGAACUAGGAAGAGAGACCGUUGCUGCUGUCAGGACCUAGCUUUGAUGGCAGCAAGACCAAAAGCAGAAAUCCCUGCACUCAUCACAAAGCCCAUACAACUCAACCAAACUUACCCCUGAGCCCUAUCAACCUAGGUCUACAGCCAGUGGAGUCUAUUGUACACUGUAGAAAAAUACCUAUGGGACCAGAUCCUGCCAAGUUCUUCCAGUUCACUUUAUUCUCAGCAUUCCUAGGACAUUGGACAUUGGUUUUCUGGAGGGUUUUUUUUUUCCAUUUUUGUAUUUUUUUUAAUUUGAUUAUUUUCUCUACAAUGCCAUCUAACCAGAAUACAUAGGGGAACUGUGGACCAGGGAAACAAAAUAGAAAAAAGUAUGAAAAACAGUAAAGUUGGGAGAGGAGCAUCUAUUUUCUUAAAGAAAUAAAGCACCCAAAACAAUAUAAAGUUGUCCAGAAUGUAUGUCAAGAACUUUAGAUAGGCCUUUCAGUAACAUAGGUGAAGACCUUUUUUUUUUAUUAUUAUUAUACUUUAGGUUUUAGGGUACAUGUGCACAAUGUGCAGGUUUGUUACAUAUGUAUCCAUGUGCCGGUUUGUUACAUAUGUAUCCAUGUGCCAUGUUGUUUUGCUGCACCCAUUAACUCGUCAUUUAGCAUUAUGGCAUUUUUAAAAAUACAUUGAUUAUUAUCUAGGUUAGAAUUAAAGUGAAUCUCAAAUAAAAGAAUCAGGAAUACAACUUAAGUAAUCAUGAGGUCCUUCCAUAUUUAGACUGGGUAAGCAUGAAUAUGUAUUUUCUUCAAAAGACCUUGAGAAGAGUUCAAUAAAAAAUAUUAG